AUAAUUUACGAAAGCAUUAAAAGAAGAAACUCGAAAAUAAUAAAGAAACAAAAAAAAAUAAAUAAAUAAGUUGAAAAGGAGCGAAAAGGAAUCAACCCCAUCAAGCAUUCAUUCAUUACACACAAGCCAUCAUAGAUCAAGCAAAUGUCGUCUGAAAACAAAGAAGAAAUCUUGGCCAAUUUUCAAAGCAUAACAGGCAUCGAUGAUGUUGGCGAAGCAUUUUCUCAUUUGGAAGAAACUAAUUGGGAUCUCAUGGCUGCCAUACAACGUGUUAUACCGCAGGAUGACGAAAUACAACCACCUUUACUAACAGAAGCUGAGCCCAUGGUACCGUUUUCUUACCACGCUAGCACGUCUACUACAGCCUUAAAUAAUUUCUCAUCGGAAUCGAGUACAUCAUCCACAUGCCCACGUUGGUUCAAAAACACGAGAAAUCAUAGUAAAAACAACACCGCUGCUGACAGCGCAUUCGUACCAGUCUCAUCAAAUUCAGCCGACGAUGAUUUAAUUGAUCUUGCCUCUGAUAUGGACUUGGACGCCAGCAUGUCAUCGACAUCGUCUACGACAACCAAGCAAAUACUAUUUAAUAUACACUUUGAUCAAAAGAUUUUUGAUAUACGACUGCCUUCAACUGCUACUAUUGAACAAUUGAAGAAAAAAGUAAAUGAUGCCACUGGUAUACCGAUAUGUCGUCAAGCAAUACGCGGCUGGCCGCCAGCAAAACUACGUGAGGCUCAAAUACCUACAACCAAAUUAUCUAAUUUAAAUUUAUCUCCUGAAAAUGAAUUAAUAUUGAUCGAUUUGACUGAGGAAGGUUAUAUGGAUUUUGAAAACGAUGAGAUCACGGGACGUUUGGAUAAAAUGUUUAAACUUACUAUUGUACAACAGCCAGAAGGUAAUCGCCAUGAAUUGACGUUUCCAGGACGUACAACGGUGCAAGAGGUUAAAACUAAUGUUUACUAUGUCACGGAUAUACCGGUUAGACACCAAGAGUGGACGGGGUGGCCACAAAGCUGCGACAAUGAUUCUACAUUAGCGCAAUCUGGCAUACAAUUGACGCAUAAUUUUAUAUUGCAAAAUGGUUCAAGUAAAAUACGUUUUAAUACUAACAGUGCUACAGUAACAUCUACUCUACCACCACGCACGGCAAAUGUUAUGGGUCUCGACACUGACAGCUCGACCGAUGAAUUUGAAGAUGCUUCGGACUUUAAUAACUGCGAAGAGUUCUUUACUGAUCCACCACCAGUACAAUCUGCCAGCAGGCAUUUGAUCUCUAACAACACAGAUAAUGAGACGACUGGCUCUUUGGAAUUUCUUGAUAAUUACAAACAACGUUUUGGUGAACCUCAUCCCAUAUUUUUCUCUGGCAGCCUAGAAGAUGCUUUAAAAGAAGCCUGCCAUAAGCCUGCACGUGAACGUAAACUGCUGGCAAUUUAUUUACAUCACGGAGAAAGUAUUCUAACAAAUGUGUUUUGUGAUCGUCUUAUGAAACAUGAAAGCAUUUUACAAACGUUUGCAGAAAAUUUCAUUGUGUACGGUUGGGAUUUAACCCACGAAAGCAAUAAACAUUUACUUCUGUCCUCCGUUACCGGUUGCAUAAGUAAUACAGCCUCAUUGACUGUGCGUAAUAUAUCAAUAGACAAAUUACCGUCAAUACUAAUAAUUGGCAAAAGCCGUUUGUCUGGACGUACAUCGUGCGAAGUAUUAUCUGUGAUUCAUGGCAAUGUUGGCUUAGAUGAUUUGAUGUCACGGCUUCUAGAGUCGGUGGAAAUGUAUAAUGAACACUUGCAAGUUGAAAUAGCUGAAGAAGAUGCUCGGGCAUUACGUGAUCAAGUUAAAGCCGAACAGGAUAUGGCCUAUCAGCAGACGCUGCAGGCCGAUAUAGCCAAAGAGGAGGCCAAACAGCAAAAGGAGGCAGCCAUAGCAGCUGAACGAAAACGUUUGGCUUCAGAAAGAGCCGAAGAGGAAGCAAGACGAGAGUCAAUACGUUUGGUGGCUAAACAAUCUUUGCCUCAUGAACCGGCUGAAACUGAGAAAAAUAUUUCCAAAAUACGUGUACGCAAGCCAACUGGCGAGUUUUUAGAACGUAGAUUUUACACCAAUAACACAUUAGAGGAUUUAUUAAAUUUUGUUGCCUCGCAUGGUUUUCUUAUCGAAGAUUACAAAUUAAUAUCUAGUUGGCCACGUCGUGAUUUGACCUCAGUCAAUGCUACACAAACAUUACAACAUCUAAAAUUAUAUCCACAGGAAACGGUUAUAUUAGAAGAACGAUGAUUUUAAAUUUAUAAAUUUUAAAUACUUUCCUUCUUGUCCCAUCCUAUCUAUCUUAUCCUCUCUUAUUCUUUUUUUUUUCUCCUUUUCCCUUUCCCCCUCUCUCUCCUUCUAUCUCUCUCUCUCUAUCACCCUCUCUUUCUCUCUCUCUCUGGUAACAAAUUCAUAUGUCAUACUCAGAAACGUGUGUGUGUUCUCGAAAUUAAUUUACAAGAACUUAGAAACCAAAAAAAAUUAAAUAGAAAAACAGAAAGCAGAAACAUUUCUUAAU
Glossina fuscipes is the source of this 2542-nucleotide messenger RNA. RefSeq names its product FAS-associated factor 1 (gene casp). The record is from RefSeq and is a predicted model, not a curated record. The transcript is spliced from 14 exons. NCBI's taxonomy places the organism in Eukaryota, Metazoa, Arthropoda, Insecta, Diptera, Glossinidae. Gene Ontology annotation, molecular function: ubiquitin binding. Gene Ontology annotation, cellular component: nucleus; endoplasmic reticulum. The coding region runs from base 145 to 2274 and encodes 709 amino acids.